CUUAUCAGUCCUCAGGACCAGGUCCAGGCAGGCGGGACCAAAUGCUUUCAAUUCUAUUACCACAUGUAUGGAUCAACUACGGGUGAUCUUAGGGUUUAUGUAGCCAGAGCUUCGGCAGACUUACCGAUAGGAAAUGAGACUUGGAUACGGUCUGGGGAUCAAGGGAAUCAGUGGAACCUGGGACAAAUCGACAUCACUAGACCAGAUUCAGAUCCAUUUGACGUAACAAUAGAAGCAUAUAUCACAGGAACCUAUUAUGGUGACACAGCAAUCGAUGACGUCAGCAUAUCAGCAGGUUUCUGCGCCGGAGUUGUGGUGACUCCAGCACCUUCUGCGAUUCCAUCUUUAACUGAAUGUGACUUUGAGAACCCUAAUAUAUGUGGGUACUGGCAAGAGAAUGUAACAGAUGACUUGGAUUGGUAUCGAAACAGAGGACCAACAGGUUUUAAUACAGGACCAUCUAAUGACAACACAUACGGAACAGAUUCAGGGCAUUACAUGUACAUAGAAUCAUCAGAUAGGGAUGGGGACACCGCACAACUCUGUUCCACUCCAUUUUCUGCACAGGGUGGUCAUUGCAUCGAAUUCUUUUAUCAUAUGUGGGGUGAAAACAUGGGUACGUUGAAUGUCUACGCGCUCCAAACCGGAAGUGACGUCAAUAGCUCUGUGCCUAUUUGGUCAAGAUCAGGUGAUCAGGGAAAUGACUGGAACAUGGCCAGAGCAGAUGCUUCGGGUAUCGUUGGAGAUUUCCAGAUAGUUUUUGAAGGCAUCAUCGGUGAAGACACAUCGGACAUAGCUAUUGAUGAUGUGAUCGUAUCUGAGAAUACGUGUCAAGAACAAGGUGACUGUACAUUUGAGAGUGAUAUGUGUACAUGGACCAAUGAAGAUGAUACUGAUGAUUUUGACUGGAUUAGACAACAAGGAGAUACAUCAUUAGGGCCAACCUUUGAUCAUACACUCGGCAGUGCUGCAGGUCACUAUAUCUUCAUGAAUGCUGACGGACAAUCCCCUGGCAAGACUACACGAUUAUCAUCUAACAUGUACCCAAGACACCUUGGAACACGACGUUGCAUUACUUUCUGGUACUUCCUGGAAGGGGUCAAUGUUGGGUCACUUCUGGUCACUCAGAUGACCAAUGAAGAUGGAGAUAUUGACCGCUGGUUGGUUGGUAGUACCCAAGGAUCGCAGUGGAAUUAUGGUCAAGUGGCUGUUUCUCAGGACAAGGAUUACUGGGUGAUAUUUGAAGGCAAGGUAGGAUCCUCUUCCGUUGGGAGUCUUGCAGUGGAUGACAUCGCUAUUAGAGAUAAUGGAUGCCGAGUGAUACCACAUGGUGCAGAGGUGGGUCCGCCGCUACCCUCCACUGUGGCCCCGCCCACCACUGCGCCCCCAAUCACCAUCCCGGCUGGUCCAGCUAAUUGUGACUUUGAGGCAGGGAUGUGCGCUUACACACAUGACAGUAAUGGAGACUUUGAGUGGAGCAGGAGGAGGGGGGUUACUGACACCCCAGAUACCGGUCCUGAUACCGACCACACACACCAAGGUGCAAUAGUUAAUGCUGGUUGGUACAUGUAUACUGAGAGUGACUUCCGAACCAAUGGUGAUACGGCUCGACUGAUCAGUGAUGAGUUCACUGCUGUUAAUGAUUCAUGCUUUACAUUUUGGUAUCAUAUGUAUGGGAGUGAUAUUGGGACACUCAAUGUGAGGACAUCAGAUAAUAGAUUUACCUGGACCAGGACUGGAUCACAGGGAAAUAAAUGGCUGCCUGUUAAGAUGAAUAUCGACACCACUAUACAGCCUAUAACGUUGAUAUUUGAAGGAGUAAUGACAGGUGGAGUAAGGGGAGAUAUAGCUAUUGAUGAUAUACAAGUUGAUGACAGGGCUUGUAAUGCAGAAUACUUUUGUGAUUUUGAGACUGGGCUUGAUGGUUGUGGCUUUCUUCAGCAUGAACUACAUGAUGAUUUUGAUUGGUCGGUUGGGUUUGGGGAAACACCUACUCGUCUAACUGGGCCAUACAUUGACCAUACAACUGGCACAAUGACAGGAUACUAUGCAUUCAUAGAAGCAGACAACCAGCAACCUGGCUCAAGGGCAUGGCUAAUUACUCAUAAAUACCCUGGAACGGGAGUACAUUGUGUAAACUUCUACUAUUACAUGUAUGGGGAUAAUAUAGGCACACUCAGCUUGUUCUAUAUAAAGGCAAGAGAAUGGGGCAUUCUCAAUGACGCUCUUUUCAAUGACAGGAGAGAUUGGUAA
Messenger RNA from Lytechinus variegatus (green sea urchin), 2253 nucleotides. RefSeq names its product MAM and LDL-receptor class A domain-containing protein 1-like. Gene Ontology annotation, cellular component: membrane. The record is from RefSeq and is a predicted model, not a curated record. NCBI's taxonomy places the organism in Eukaryota, Metazoa, Echinodermata, Echinoidea, Temnopleuroida, Toxopneustidae. The transcript is spliced from 14 exons. Bases 64 to 2253 code for a protein of 729 amino acids.